Messenger RNA from Mustela erminea (ermine), 6268 nucleotides. RefSeq names its product zinc finger protein 324 (gene ZNF324). Bases 430 to 2142 code for a protein of 570 amino acids. Lineage: Eukaryota; Metazoa; Chordata; Mammalia; Carnivora; Mustelidae. The transcript is spliced from 4 exons. Gene Ontology annotation, molecular function: RNA polymerase II cis-regulatory region sequence-specific DNA binding; DNA-binding transcription factor activity, RNA polymerase II-specific. The record is from RefSeq and is a predicted model, not a curated record. Gene Ontology annotation, biological process: regulation of transcription by RNA polymerase II.
UUGGGCCAAUGAGGGUUUGCGGGGGCUGGACUUCCGGCGUCCGGGGUCUGUCACUUUGCAGCGGGGCGCGGGGCCACACCGGUGUUGGGGACCCGAGCGCGGCGGGCCCGGGCGGGGUUCCAGGAGGGUGGAGACCCGAGGUGAGGGCUGCGACGAGGGCACGAGCGGAGAGGCGCUGGGCGCACGGCGUGGGCGCGGGCGGCCGUCGCGCCCCCCGAACCUCGGUUUCUCCGGGUAUAGCCUGGGCCGCCCCGCGGGGCUGUGGGGCGGUGGCCCGCGUCACGUGUUCUCCGACCCCGGGGCGGCAGGGGAGGCGGCGUCCUGGGCUCCGGGGCGUCUGUGGCCUGGACGGACGGGGGAGACUGAGGCCCGGAACCGGGACGUUCGCGUUGUCCGUCGCUUUCUGCCCGUCCCCAAGUGCAGGCUCUGAUGGCGACCGCGGCGCUGACAGACCCGGCGCAGGGCCUGAUGGCCUUUGAGGAUGUGGCCGUGUACUUCUCCCAGGAGGAGUGGGAGCUCCUGGACGCAGCCCAGAAGGCCUUGUACUGCCACGUGAUGCUAGAGAACUUCGCACUUGUGGCCUCACUGGGACUCUCUGCCUCACGACCACGGGUGGUCAUUCAGCUUGAGCGUGGCGAGGAGCCCUGGGUUCUCAGUGGGACAGUUGUGACACCAGUCAGGAAUGCUCCUAGGAAGCCCAGCCCUGGUUCCCGUCAUCUGGCAUACGACAGGGUUGUUCCAGCAGAAGCAGAGCUGCCAGGGUCCUUCCAUGAUGGCUCCCCUUCAGCAUCUACAAGAGUUCUCCCCUUCACUGGCAUCUGUGAGCACGGGAAGAGCCUGGAGGGCUGGCAGGGCACUUCCCCCUCUCAGGAGAAAAAACCCACAGGGGUGUCUGUAAUCUAUUGGGAACAGCUCCUGCUAGGUCCUGGCAGUGGGGAGGCCAGUGUCAGUCUGCGCCUGACCUCCCCACUGAGGCCAGCUGAGGACUGCCCACCUAAGGAGAAGGCCCUUGUGACCCGCCCCAUGCCAGGCAAGCAGCUAAAAGCAUGUGGGCGGGAGGCAUCUCGGAGAGGUUUCUCCAAAAUUUCAGAAUUUGAUGCUGGUCUCACCUCUGGGGAAGGAGGAAAGAGUCCCGCUGGCCACAAGUCUCAUGGACACCCUGCUGCCCAGGAGCCCCCAGCCUGGGAUCAGCUGGGCAAGGCCCUCCACAUGGGCCCUGGCCUCCUCCCUGGGGAGAAGCCUUUCGAAUGCAGGGCGUGCAACAAGGUGUUCGUGAAGAGCUCCGACCUGCUCAAGCACCUGCGCACGCACACCGGUGAGCGCCCCUACGAGUGUGCGCAGUGCGGCAAGGCCUUCAGCCAGACCUCACACCUGACGCAGCACCAGCGCAUCCACAGUGGGGAGACGCCAUAUGCGUGCCCGGCCUGCGGCAAGGCCUUCCGGCACAGCUCCUCGCUGGUGAGGCACCAGCGCAUACACACCGCCGAGAAGUCUUUCCGCUGCGGCGAGUGUGGCAAGGCCUUCAGCCAUGGCUCCAACCUCAGCCAGCACCGCAAGAUCCACGCAGGUGGGCGGCCGUACGCAUGCGCCCAGUGUGGCCGCCGUUUCUGCCGCAACUCACACCUGAUUCAGCAUGAGCGCACGCACACGGGGGAGAAGCCUUACACCUGUGCCCUUUGUGGGGCCGCCUUCAGCCAGGGUUCUUCUCUCUUCAAGCACCAGCGUGUGCACACGGGCGAGAAGCCCUUCGCCUGUGCACAGUGCGGCCGCGCCUUCAGUCAUAGCUCUAACCUCACGCAGCAUCAGCUGCUGCACACGGGCGAGCGGCCCUUCCGCUGCGGGGACUGCGGGAAGGCUUUCGCCAAGGGCGCAGUGUUGCUCAGCCACCGACGCAUCCACACGGGCGAGAAGCCCUUCGUGUGCUCGCACUGUGGCCGCGCCUUCCGCGAACGCCCGGCCCUCUUCCACCACCAGAGGAUCCACACAGGAGAGAAACCUGUGCGAAGACCCCGGCACGGGGCAGGCCUCUGCCCUCAGGCCAGGCCUUCUUCGGUGGCCUCAUCAGAGGGCUCACUGGGGAGGGAAGCGGGGCCUACUCCUGCCUCCCGUCUAGCCGCAGUCUCAAAGCCUGCUGAAGCCUGAGUUCACAGCUCCAGCCUUCCCUGGCUUGUCGUAACACAGCUGUGUUCCCUCCGUAUCCACAUUUUGGAGGAGACCCGUAUGUGCACUGUGGUUCCAUCUGCACGUGUGAUGAUGUUUGCCAUUUCAGCCACGGCUCACUCCAGCUGCAGAAAUAUCUGGGGGAUCAUUCCCCCAUUCGGAUGCUGGGACUUCAGUAGUGCAGAGACUUGGGAGUCAGAGUGCUGUUUCAUGCCCAUUGUGACUGUGGGUGCUCAGGUGAGGCGGGGAGAGCUGGAAUGCUGGGGAAGCAGCCCUCGACAUUUCCCCUGCCCAUGCACAAACUGGCCACCAGGCCAACCCUCAGGAUAGUCCUCCAAGGUCUCCUUCCUCCAGAUCUCCUGGAAGUAGACUCAGUGGACAGGAGCUCAUGUGGGGGUCUGGGAUUGACCUUGGGUCUAGGUCCUAUCUUCCACCUCUGGGACAAAGAACACGAGAGAGAGAGAGAGAGAGAGAUUCAGGCCUACAGAAGCUAUUUGCAGCAUCCUGAAGGCAGGAUCUUGAUUAGUGCCAACGUGUGCCAGUUGCCAGGCCUGUGAGGCUACACUCACAGUACCUGUACUACACUGAGUAGUACCUGCCAGGCUACUGUGGCUGGUAUCCCCACCUUACAGAUGAGGAAAUUGAGGCAGAGAGAGGGGAUGAGUUGUACACAGCAGAGCCAGCACUUGAAUCCGGGCCACAGGCCCAGUAUCCACACAUACCACUCUGCCCCCAUGCUCUGGCACCCGUGCUCUGGUCUCUUGGUAUGAGAGCUGGGUGAUGUCAGGCCUGGUUGCGUGCACAUGGCAGUCUCCCAGUGGGUGGGGCAAGUAGAGGUGGCGGUCCCCUGGGUGGGCAGAGGAAGACAGACAUCAAGGUGGUGGCUCUUGAGCCAUGUUCUUUUAUUCAGUUUCUCAUGGCAGCCUCAGCAAUGGCCAUGUCCCGUUGUCAACAAAGGCACCGCUACAGGACCCUGUGUGUCCCCAUUGCCCUGACAAGAGGUGAUUACAACAACAGGUUUGGAAGAGACCAGAUGGGACUACUUGUUUCUGCAGGGUCUGGUGGGCAAGUGCCCACCUGUUCACUUCCCUGAGUUUGAAAGAGGAUUUGCUGUCACCUAAGGCCAUGUGUGUGUGCACCCUCCCAUCCUGGGACACUGAGUUGGAUGGGUGGGGUGGGGCCCAGGUUUCUCCCUGUGGUCCUCAGCAGACAAGGGCCCAUCCUCACCUCACCUCAGUCCUCAAACCCAAGGGUGGUAGUGGUCUCUUUACUUGGGAACAAAAAAAGACCCAAAAUUGGAAGUUGAAUGGACGCACAUUGUGUAAAUCCUUGCAGGGCACUGUGGAAGUCUACAGCCUCAGCCUCCCCACCCAGCCUCCAGGUCCUGGGUCAGAGGGUUUAACAUCACAGUCCCGAGAGGCUUCCUGAUAAAAAUUUGUCAAACGUGUGCACAGUAACAGUCUGAUGCCUGUUUCAUCUUAGCAGACUGCAUACUUGCCAUCACUGUGUUGUGACAGAGCUGCAGACACUUGGCUUUGACCAUGUCAUUCUGAGAGUGAAAGGGUAGGUCUGUAGCCUGUCUGAGGUCCACUGGGUAUCUGUGAUAUCUGUUACUCCCUUGGUAGCCAGAAGUGUGGGGUCAGCCCAGGAGAUCUAGUAGGGAGGAUAGCAUGGGGUGGCCCCAAACAGGACUUCUAUCUUGAUAUGAGUCUUUGUGGAUCCAGGCCAGGGAAUCUAGGCUGGGGUCACCAAGAGUGGCCAGAAACACUGACUCCAGUUUGGUGGAUUGUCUAGUCCCACCAUCUCCAAGACUUGGCAGCUAUGUGUCAUAUACUAUGACCACACAAAUUGUUCUCUCAUACUCACUUGUCUCCUCCCAGCAUUGCCAGACCUUUUAUUCUAGAACCUCGAAACUCCUGCAGAGCGAGGAUUCUUGCUGAACCCACUCCCAAAGACCCUUAGAUUCAGGUCCUCUGUGGCACCUCCUGGGUACCCCACAGGCCUCUGAGCCACUGUUCCCUCCUGGACUCAUCCUUUCUCCUCUGAUCUGGUAUACACUCUGGCCUCACCCCCAUCUUCCUUUAGAAUGGCAUCAUGAGGGUGCCAUUCUCAGUCUGCACAGCUGUGAAAUGCAGACAACCCCCCACUUUGAUAGCUUUUGGGAGCCCAUGGGAUUCAGAGGCAAAGGCAAAUGUCAAGCAGCACGUGGCUCAAGUCAUAUGCAACCUUUUCUUCAUCUUGGACUGGAGCUCCUGGAGCUCUCAUGACCCCUUGAGCUGGGUCUGAUGUCCUGAGCCAUCUCCUCACCAAUCUCCUCCCCACUUAUUGAGGUCCUUCCCACUUGUGUGCUUGGCCCCUGCUAUGCCUCACUUCCUCUACCCUUCUCAAACUCGCCCCUUCCAGUGCGUAGGAAUGGUCAGUGGCCCACACUGGGGCCUUAGGGGAAUAGUGACCAUGAUUAUCUGCCUUCCCCCAUAUCUUGAGCCUUACACUGCCCUCCACUAAACUUCUGUGGUCAUGCUGAGCCUUGUCCUGUUAGGCUAGUCUUUUUCUUUUUCUUUCUCUCUCUCUCUCUCUCUCUCCCUUCCUUCCUUCCCCACCCCCAUCCCCGCCUUUCCUUUCCUUUUCUUUUUUUCUCUUUUCUUGGCUAGUCCUUAAUCCUGAAUAGGCUGAGGGUAACAGUGCCCUUGAGCUCUCUGAGGCAAGAUAGUGGUGUGAACACAUGCAUUUCACUUGGUUCAGAAACCCACUGGAGCUACAGAGAUGAGAGUAUUUAAAAAUAUGAACCCACAAGAACGAGGAUGGUGAAACUAGAAGCAAUGGCAUUCUGGAACUAGCAGCAGAUGUGGGAUCUAUCUCUGAUUUAGAGAAAGCUAAAUAUUGAUUUGGCCCUGGGGGAAGUGGGCAGAGGUUCCACCAGGCUUAUAGUGCAUAACUCCAGAAAUCCUGUAAAGCAGCAGCCCCCUGGGAGAAGGGACCUAAAGCAAAGGUGACUGGGGACAGCUUAGUAGCUAUUAGAGCACUAGCUCUCACCAUGGUGGAAAAGACAUUUCUGAGGAAUCCAUACAGUUCCAGAGAAACAAUCUAAGUCCCCCAUCCCCACCCAAAACAGCUCAGUCUGAUGAUGUGUGGAAGAGUUGACAGGCCCCACCCAUGCAGAUGCUCAGAGCAUCCAGUGUGUACGACCACUGCUCUUCACUGAGUGCUAGCAGCUAGGGAUUACUAAGUAUCCCAAGAAAUCAAAACAGGCAUAUGCAAUUUAGGACCGAAUAUUUGGUUUCUGAAAGCAAAGCACCCCUUUCCACAGUGUGGUUCUUGGCUACUGAGAUCAACUGAAGGUACUUUUACUCGUUCUGGUACCCCAUGUAAAAGGUUAGCGGCGUCCCAUAAGCUGAACAAAAACCUUCGUCCCUCACUUUGCAGUACUGACAUCUGAAGACGUGUCUGAGACCCUGAGAGUAUAAAUCAUGGGACAGUAUCUUCUGUAAAUAUGUGUCCACCCUGGUUCUUGUUCUCGAUGUCCGCAGGGCACCCAGCAGAGGUCGAAUAAGGACCCCAGCACCAUCCCCGCUGGAGUCCUUCCCGGGGUUGGCGGAGAAAGUCCACAGAUAGGGCCGGCCUCUGCUUCCUCCGGGAACCACCUGGAGGCGAGUCUCGGCCGAACUGCACUGUUCCCGCAGUCACUUCCGGCCUCCGGGGAGGACCCAGCGACGCUCUGGCCGUUGCCUUGGAAACAGGGAGGGGGGGUGUCCUCCAGCGGUCACCAAGAGGACUGCUUCGCGACUAGAACGCGGCCUAGGUGGGGCGCUAGCUCAGGACGGCCGUGAGGCCACGCUCCUCCCACCCCCCCUCGCUUGCCAAUAGGCGCCGGAGCUAUUAUGCGCACGCGCAGAAGUCUAUCGUACCGUCCGUCGCGGCCGUUGGUGAGUCCAGGGCGCGGACGCAAAGGAAGAGCGGCCGCCAGAGCGGGAAGGGGGCCCCCACAGUCUGCGACUCUUCGCAUUUCUCUGAGAGGAACAGAGCUCUUCUCAGUUGUGAGAGGCCUUUGGCAAUGAGCAUCCGCUGGCGGAGGCCGCGCCCGUUCUCGCUUGCUGAGUCUCACGGGAAA